UGCACGUCAGUCCCCGCCGAUCGGCCGCUCCGGUAUCAUCCUCCCCAACCUCCGCCACCGCCGCAGCCAUGUCCUGCUGGUCAGAGAACUAUCACUUCAUCAAGGAAGUGUACGACUUCCGAGUGGAGGAGAUGAACAAGUGGAUGGACGCGCUGGAGGAGAGCAGCAAGAAGCUCAUCACCAACAAGGUCUACACUUCCAGGGAGUUCCGACGCAUGAGGGACCAGUUCAGGUACCAGUGCAAGAACCUGAAGCGUGAGGAGGUGAAGCAGUGGCUGCACGACAUGCUGAAGCUGCUGAACCAGAAGUCGGACCAGAGCCUGGAGGCCGAGAAGAAGCGACUGGAGGCGCUCCACCAGCGACACAUCGAGAUGCUGCCAGGAAUCGAGGAGAACAUGCGCAAGGUCGAUGUGUAUUCCCGCUGCUACCAAUACGUGGACGAUAUCACUCCACUGGUGAAACUGCUGGAGGAGCUCCGUCGCAAAUCGACGGAGGAGCUCGAGCAAAAGAAAGGCACUGUCGGUGGUCCAAAGAUCCACCCGGACAGCACGGAGCACGUGGCCUCGUUCAUCGAGAACCAGGAGGCCGUGAUCGCCAAGAUUGAGGAGAAGCGCGGAGAGUUCGCUCAGCUGAUCAAACGCGGCGAGAAGCUGGCCGGCCAGGCCGACUGUCCCGACUUCCUCAAGGAGCAGGUCAAGGGACUAAGUGAGCUCUUUAAGGACUCCGAGGAGAAGGCCAAGAAGAAGCUGGAGACCCUCAAACGUAACGAGACUGCCUGGAAGGAGUUCGAGGACGGCAAGGUGAACAUUGUCAACCUGCUCGACCAGGCGGACGAGAAACUGCGCAACAUCCGCAAACUGUUCGACCCAAAGGCCGGCGCCGAGGACGUGGCGCUGCGACUGGAGAUCGCCGCCAAGACGCGCGAGGCCAACGAGGCCUGUCUGAAGAAACUCAUGGGCAACGUGGAAAUCAUCUGCGGCAUUUGUUCCGCCGAUAAGAAGGAGGAGGUCCUGAAAACGAUAGCUGGAUUCGAGGAGCGGAACAAGGUGCUGGAUAAGACCGACGAACGCAUUGCCAAGCUGAAGAAGUACACCGAGGAUCUGCAGGCGUUCGUCGACAAGAAGGACGCGUCGAUGGCGUGGCUGCAGCAGGGUGAGGACAUGCUGAACGAGCUGCUGAAAUUCCCCGGCGAGGAUAAGUCAGAUGAGAAGCUGCUCAUGACUGUGAAGAUGCAGAAGAACAUGGAGACCCAGCUGAACACCCUGGCCUGGCUGGUCACUGAGUCGGAGCGGCUGCUCGGAGGCAAGUCCAACUCGAUUGCCGAAGCACACAUGUUGGACGUGCAGAAGAUCAAGGUGAAGCUGGAGGAGCUGAACCAGAAGCUGACGGACGUGUGCGGUGACAUCUCCGAGGACCUCCACCACUGGGCCGAUUACCAGGCCGAACUGAAGGUGUUCCAGCCGUGGCUGACUCAGUGCGAGGAGAGGAUCAAGGGUGGUCUGAAGAAGCCCAACAGCCUCAUCGAGGCCCAGGAGAUGCAGAAAUCUGUCAUUGAGUUUGACGCAGACAUCAAGUCUCGGCUGGCCAGCCUGGACAAGAUGACUGAGACGGUGUCCAAGAUGACGCAGCACGACAAGGCGGACCGGGAGAUCACCGAGUGCCGCGACCGCCGGCAGGCCGCCGAGACCGUCUGCUGCGAGUGGGUUCAGCGCAUGGAGAAGCUGGUCAAACAGUGGGAGGAGCUCAGCAACACGGUCACGGAGGUACAGGGCUGGGUGGCCGCCGCCGCCAAGGUGGCCGACGACCCGGAGGCAGACGUGGUGGACGGCACACUCAACAAGCUCAAAACCUACUUCGCCGAGAAACAGAAGCUAGUGCAGGCACUGUGAUCCUAUCAUCCGAGCUGAGGAGUUUUUUCGCUGAAAUAUUCAAUAUAAAUAUUAAAUAAAAAGAGAAUUGUUCGUUGAAUUGUCGCUUUGGCUAUAAAGUAUAGACAACUGACGGUGCCGACUCAUGUGCAUUGUGCAUAGUAAUGUGUAUGUAAAUUUUGCACCGAAAGCGUAAAGCUUGUUGCUGAGCGUUUUGUGAUAGGGCAAAUGAAUCCCUUGUCGUGUCCCGCUCAAUAUAUCCACUACCCUUUAAAUAAAUAGACCAUCAAGAUAACUGUCAUCUGUACCGUAGUCUUUCUUCUCUUAGUAUUUAUUUAAAACGGGCAACAAUAAAAUAAUACACUCAG
Messenger RNA from Amphibalanus amphitrite, 2236 nucleotides. RefSeq lists its product as uncharacterized. The record is from RefSeq and is a predicted model, not a curated record. The transcript is spliced from 12 exons. Bases 69 to 1889 code for a protein of 606 amino acids. Gene Ontology annotation, cellular component: cytoplasm; meiotic nuclear membrane microtubule tethering complex; nuclear outer membrane. Lineage: Eukaryota; Metazoa; Arthropoda; Thecostraca; Balanomorpha; Balanidae. Gene Ontology annotation, biological process: nuclear migration. Gene Ontology annotation, molecular function: actin filament binding.